Messenger RNA from Saprolegnia diclina VS20, 1022 nucleotides. RefSeq lists its product as hypothetical. The transcript has 7 exons. Gene Ontology annotation, molecular function: protein binding. Bases 1 to 876 code for a protein of 291 amino acids. The record is from RefSeq and is a predicted model, not a curated record. NCBI's taxonomy places the organism in Eukaryota, Oomycota, Saprolegniomycetes, Saprolegniales, Saprolegniaceae. Gene Ontology annotation, cellular component: membrane.
AUGGCAGGCGUGGCGCCGCUGCCGAUUGCGGGUCCAUGCUCGGCGGUCACGAUCGGCAAGCACAUAUGUGUGCUUCUCCACGGCCGGUCCGUCGUGCGCUACUCGCCGACCGACGAUACGUACGUGACGAUGGCGAACCUCCCGCUCCCCGAGUGGUACUGCUUUGACGCGGACGUGGCCGGUACAACCAUCUAUGCACUCGGCGGCAUCUCCAAGGGCGUCUGGUCGCGCGAGUUUUACGCCUACGACACGAUCGCCAACACGUGGGCGCGGCUGCCACCGAUGAAGAAGCGUCGGAAGAGCAGCAGCGCCCGUUCCGCGUACGUGUGGCUCUUUGACGCGUCCAAGCAGUGCAUCGGCGCGGGCUGGGCGCACGCGGCGAACCUCACGAUUGCGAUUUUGCUCAUGCAAUACUCGACCGAGAAGGAAAACGCCGACGAGUGCGCCUUUUACUUUAUCAACUUUAAUCUCGACACGAGCUUUGGCGUCGCGCUCAACUGGUUCCUCCUCCACUGCUCCGUGCUCCUUGCGGAAGCGCUCCAAGUGCUGGGCUUCUACGGCAACCCGAUCCGGACGCGCGUGUGGCUCAUCCAGCUCGGCGUGUGGCUCGUCAUCAUCAUCAUGACCAAGCUCAUCAUCGGCCGCGUCAUCUUGUGGUUCGAGCGCCCCAUCAAUGCGUUUGCGAAUGUGCUUUUCGAGCCGCUCUCGGACUUUCCGCGGCUCGAGCUCGUCCUCGUCAUGAUCGCGUGCCCCGUGACGAUGAACGUUGUUCAGUUUUGGGUCACCGACAACUUUCUCAAGAAGCACGACAGCGACGUCAAGGCCGCGGACGAGAACACGCCGCUGACCAUCAAGCCCCACGACACGUACGUCUAAUGUACGCGAGACGGGCUUGAGAGACAAAGAUAUAUUAGAAUAAGCAACAUACACGUACUACGCAGUACGAUUCAAUCGUUCCAUCAUACUAAGAUCAAUGGCAGUAAAAAGGUAGUAAAUGUGAGAUCAAUCAACCGGGGAUCCCG